AUGUCCGGAAACGGGAAUCUGAAAAAAGGUACCAAUCGAAAAAGAAAGAACAAAGACGGAAAAGAUGAUCAAAGAACGAAGCGAUCAAAGAAUUCUGAUCUCCCUCCAUCAGAUCGGCUCCCAAAGCAUGGAUUUCCAAGCGAUCAUCCGUAUAAUAAAGACGGAUAUCGAUAUUGUCUGGCUGAACCCGAUCCUCAUAUUCCAGAUAAUGAUCCUGAUGAAGAACAUGCUCGACCCGUUGCUAUUCCGCCAAAAGUUUAUCGAAAACUUGAGCACCCGAUUCCUCUUCUCAGCUCUCACGAUCGAGCCCAACAGCUCAAUAUAGAUGAUGAUCGAUUGACAGUAACUGGCGAGCGAGGUUACAGUACCGUACGGGGCACGCACAGCGUCCGUAAAGGAAAGUGGUACUUUGAGGUGUUAAUUAAAGAGCUGCCAGAUGACUCAGCAGUGCGAGUUGGCUGGUCGCAGAAAUAUGCGUCAAUUCAAAACCCAGUCGGUUGUGAUGUUUUUGGAUACUCGAUAAGAUCCAAGAAAGGGACAGUCUUUCAUCAAGCUCGAGGAAAAUCGUAUACCAACAAGGUCGGAUUUGAAGAAGGUGACGUGAUCGGCUGCGAAAUCUCGCUCUCUCCAAAUGCUCCUUCUGCUUAUAAACUUCCUGAUACUCUCAAAGAAGCUACCCUUAUCAAGUUCAAGAACUUUUACUACUUUGAGUCACGCGAUCAAAUGAAGAAUGCCAAAGAGAAUCUCAAGGAAGUUGAAAAUUCGAGUGUUACCUUCUAUAGAAACGGAAAAUCACUAGGAACGGCUUUCAAGAAUAUCUACGACGGGGAGUAUUUUCCGGCAAUUUCGUUGUACAAAGAUGCUAAGGUGACUGUAAAUUUCGGCGGAACUCCGUGGAAACACCGACCCGAAGCGACUGAAAAAGAGAAAGCCGCGGAACCGAUUGAAAAACGCGGCUUUUCCUCGCAAAUUGAGCAAGCAAUGGCUGACCUGUUGUUUGCUGUAGAUCUGAAAAUCAAUGGAAUACUGAAAACCGAUCUCGGCAAAAAGCUUGAUUCCAACUAUUAG
This is a messenger RNA of Oikopleura dioica, 1068 nucleotides long. Lineage: Eukaryota; Metazoa; Chordata; Appendicularia; Copelata; Oikopleuridae. The record is from the annotation of a GenBank genome assembly.